This is a messenger RNA of Cercocebus atys (sooty mangabey), 3497 nucleotides long. RefSeq names its product transmembrane protein 67 (gene TMEM67). Gene Ontology annotation, biological process: cilium assembly. NCBI's taxonomy places the organism in Eukaryota, Metazoa, Chordata, Mammalia, Primates, Cercopithecidae. The transcript is spliced from 28 exons. The record is from RefSeq and is a predicted model, not a curated record. The coding region runs from base 58 to 3045 and encodes 995 amino acids. Gene Ontology annotation, cellular component: ciliary transition zone; MKS complex.
AGCUGCCGCAGAGGCUGAUGGGGGACUGACGCCUGUGAGGCUUCCAGCGUCGGUACCAUGGCGACGCGCGGUGGGGCUGAGGUGCCAAUGGCGGCUUGGUCCCUCUUAUCUGCCCGGGCCGUGACCGUGUCCCUCCUGUUGUCCCUCCCUCGCUUCUUACAGGCCCAGACCUUCUCUUUCCCUUUCCAGCAGCCGGAGAAGUGCGACAACAACCAGUACUUUGAUAUCUCCGCGCUCUCCUGUGUUCCGUGUGGAGCUAACCAGAGGCAGGAUGCCCGAGGAACUUCAUGUGUAUGUCUACCAGGAUUUCAGAUGAUCUCUAAUAAUGGAGGACCUGCUGUUAUUUGUAAAAAGUGCCCAGAAAACAUGAAAGGUGUUACAGAAGAUGGCUGGAACUGCAUUUCUUGCCCUAGUGGCUUAACUGCCGAAGGAAAAUGUCACUGUCCUGCUGGCCAUAUUUUAGUGGAAAGAGAUAUUAAUGGAACAUUGUUGUCUCAAGCAACUUGUGAGCUCUGUGAUGGAAAUGAAAACUCUUUUAUGGUAGCAAAUGCUUUAGGAGACAGGUGCAUCCGAUGUGAGCCAACAUUUGUUAAUACCAGCAAGUCCUGUGCAUGUUCAGAACCUAACAUUUUAACAGGGGGAUUAUGUUUCAGCAACACAGGGAAUUUUCCUCUACGUAGAAUUUCAACUGCACGUUAUGGAGAAGUUGGCGUGUCUUUAACUUCAGAAUGGUUUGCAAAGUAUUUGCAAUCAUCAGCAGCUGCAUGUUGGGUAUAUGCCAAUCUAACAUCUUGUCAAGCUCUUGGAAAUAUAUGUGUGAUGAACAUGAAUUCUUACGACUUUGCCACAUUUGAUGCAUGUCGACUAUUUCAGUUUAUCUUUGAAAAUACUGCUGGACUGAGCACUGUUCAUUCUAUUUCAUUUUGGAGACAGAAUCUUCCUUGGCUGUUUUAUGGAGACCAGUUAGGAUUAGCACCUCAAGUGCUCAGUUCUACCUCUCUUCCUACAAAUUUCAGUUUUAAAGGAGAAAACCAGAAUACAAAACUGAAGUUUGUUGCUGCUUCCUAUGAUAUAAGAGGAAAUUUUCUCAAGUGGCAAACUUUAGAAGGAGGUGUUUUACAGCUUUGUCCAGACACAGAAACAAGGCUAAAUGCUGCUUAUUCAUUUGGAACAACCUACCAACAAAAUUGUGAGAUUCCUAUCUCUAAGAUCUUAAUUGACUUUCCCACUCCUAUAUUUUAUGAUGUGUACCUUGAAUAUGCUGAUGAAAAUCAACAUCAAUAUAUUUUGGCUGUGCCUGUGUUAAACCUAAAUCUUCAACACAAUAAGAUAUUUGUGAACCAAGACAGCAACUCUGGCAAGUGGCUUCUAACUCGGCGCAUUUUCUUAGUGGAUGCAGUAAGUGGACGAGAAAAUGACUUAGGAAGUCAGCCAAGAGUAAUUCGAGUUGCUACCCAAAUAUCACUGAGCGUCCACCUUGUACCCAACACAAUAAAUGGAAACAUCUACCCUCCCUUAAUCACCAUUGCCUACAGUGACAUUGAUAUCAAAGACGCCAAUAGCCAGUCUGUGAAGGUUUCUUUCUCAGUCACAUACGAAAUGGAUCAUGGAGAAGCACAUGUCCAGACAGAUAUUGCUUUGGGUGUAUUGGGUGGGCUAGCUGUUUUAGCAUCUCUUUUGAAGACAGCAGGAUGGAAGAGGCGCAUUGGGAGUCCCAUGAUUGACUUACAGACAGUUAUGAAAUUCUUGGUGUACUAUGCUGGUGAUCUGGCCAAUGUUUUCUUUAUCAUCACAGUGGGAACAGGUCUUUACUGGCUUAUUUUCUUCAAAGCACAGAAGUCUGUCUCUGUUUUGCUACCAAUGCCAGUUCAGGAAGAACGUUUUGUCACUUAUGUUGGAUGUGCCUUUGCUCUGAAGGCACUACAAUUUUUGCAUAAGCUCAUAUCGCAGAUUACAAUAGAUGUAUUCUUUAUUGAUUGGGAGCGACCUAAAGGAAAGGUUCUUAAAGCUGUUGAAGGUGAGGGUGGUGUACGAAGUGCCACUGUUCCUGUAAGCAUAUGGAGAACAUAUUUUGUAGCAAAUGAAUGGAAUGAAAUUCAGACUGUGAGAAAAAUUAAUUCACUAUUUCAAGUACUUACUGUCCUCUUCUUUUUGGAGGUUGUGGGAUUCAAGAACUUGGCAUUAAUGGACUCAUCUUCUAGUCUUUCUAGAAGUCCAUCUAGCUAUGUAGCUCCUUAUAGCCGCAUUUUGAGAUAUGCAGUGUCUGCUGCUCUUUGGCUAGCCAUUGGAAUUAUACAGAUCGUGUUCUUUGCUGUCUUUUAUGAGAGAUUUAUAGAAGAUAAAAUUCGACAGUUCGUUGAUUUAUGCUCUAUGAGUAAUAUAUCAGUGUUUCUAUUAUCCCACAAAUGUUUUGGAUAUUACAUUCAUGGUAGAUCAGUACAUGGGCAUGCAGAUACUAAUAUGGAAGAAAUGAAUAUGAACCUUAAAAGAGAAGCGGAAAAUUUGUGUAGCCAGCGAGGUUUGGUACCCAACACAGAUGGUCAGACUUUUGAGAUUGCAAUUUCUAACCAGAUGAGACAACAUUAUGACAGAAUUCAUGAGACACUAAUAAGGAAAAAUGGUCCUGCUAGACUAAAAAAAACAUCAGAAAAUACUUUUGAGCAGAGUAUAAAGGCAUAUCAUAUGAUGAAUAAAAAAAAAAGCUCCUUCAUUGACCAUGUUCAUAAGGAAAAAAAAUACUUUAUAAAAGAUAAGUUGCUUCUUGAAAGAAUUCUUGGAAUGGAAUUCAAAAAAAAAAUGGAAAAAAGCAUCUUUUACAAUGAUAAAAAAAAUUCUUUCAGCAGUGUCCUGUAUUAUGGAAAUGAAGCUACCCUUCUUAUUUUUAAAAAAAAGUUCUUCUGUGUUGUGGAUUUGGCUUGCCAAAAUUUUAUUUUAGCAUCCUUCCUUACAUAUCUACAACAAGAGAUUUUUAGAUAUAUCCGUAAUACAGUAGGACAAAAGAAUUUGGUGUCCAAAACAUUGGUGGAUCAAAGAUUUUUGAUUUAACUUCCUGAAUAAAUAACUUAAAGACUCAGUAAAAAAAAAGCCAAAAAAAUGUCAUGAUAUCAGGUUAGUUUGCCAUAUUUUAAAAACUUUUAAUGCAAACUAUUCUGUUUUUGUUUUUUAUUUGCAGAAAGAUUUAUUUUUAUAACUUGGAAAAAAAAAUGUGAUAAAACAGAAAAUAUUGUUUUCCCAUUGUGUGUGGUAUUUAAUGCAGAAAAAAAAAAAUUAACACUGACAGUGAGGCCAAAAAAAAUUCUAAAUGUUGCUUUCAGCAAAAAAAAAUUUAAUGAUAAUUAAAACAGUCCCCAUCAAUUUUCUCUGUGGAUUAUUUUAUAAAAAAAAAGCUGCCUGAAUUUUCUCACAUUGACAAAGUAAUUCGAUUCCAAGUUUAAGACUAGUUUUCAGUUUGAUAUUUUCAUGUUUUGUGUGCUUGUGGUUAAAUAAAUGUUGAAAGA